UCCCGGUUUAGUUUUGUUUUCGGUGAUUUGUAUGAUUUGUAUGUGUUAUUAUUAACAUUGUUUGUCCAAAAGAUGUUUGUGCUAUGUCACCACAGUUUCGUUGGACGUAUGUAUAGUGUAUAAGUUAUACCGAUCUCAUGUUUGGGGGGUUCGUUUUUUUGUAUUUAACGACGACUGGUUUGCUUAAAUGAUCAUUUCCGUGCCAGGUAUAAUUGGCUCUUCAAGCACACUAAUUAAAAUAUUUUCCGCUCUUCAAUUCUUUUAUGCGACCAAACCGACGCGGGGCAGCAGUAGAAUUGUAUAUAUCUGGGAAAAUGAUAAAUAUUAAAUUUAAAUUUGUUUUGUUUUUGAAAUGUAGAAUGAAAUUCCAUCAAACAGUGUCACUGACGUUUAACGGUGCUGGUGUACGGGUGUUUACGGCACCCGUAUACCAAAACCAAAACAACCAAACAUUUAAAAAAGGGGGCAAAGUGUCCAAAAGACGUUGUUAUAAGUGUGCCCGAUAUGGGCACAUUGCCCGGCAAUGUCUCGCCCCCCGCAAGCCUAAAGGCAACGCUGAUAAGGAGCUGGUCAGUCUUCCACCAUCACCACCUCAAGUUGACCAAAUGGAGGUGAUUCAAGAGGAGGCGGUGGUGGUGGAAGAAUCACCCAAAGUUGGCGUCAACGUUGAGCAGCUUGCUGGGAUGGUGUCCAACGUUGACGUCAGCAAUGAUGACUCACAGCCAUCCAGCUACGAUGAAUGUUGA
Messenger RNA from Acyrthosiphon pisum (pea aphid), 746 nucleotides. RefSeq lists its product as uncharacterized. The record is from RefSeq and is a predicted model, not a curated record. Gene Ontology annotation, molecular function: zinc ion binding; nucleic acid binding. The transcript is spliced from 5 exons. Bases 264 to 746 code for a protein of 160 amino acids. Lineage: Eukaryota; Metazoa; Arthropoda; Insecta; Hemiptera; Aphididae.